Exaiptasia diaphana is the source of this 2648-nucleotide messenger RNA. RefSeq names its product ectonucleotide pyrophosphatase/phosphodiesterase family member 5. Lineage: Eukaryota; Metazoa; Cnidaria; Anthozoa; Actiniaria; Aiptasiidae. The coding region runs from base 1 to 1473 and encodes 490 amino acids. The record is from RefSeq and is a predicted model, not a curated record. The transcript has a single exon.
AUGAUUCUGCCUGCUAAAGGUAGCAAAGCAAAGACUACAAUAUUGAUUUCUUUGGAUGGUAUUGGAUGGCAGUUUCUCGGGAAUARCAAAACUGACACGCCUAACUUUGAUUUUCUUGCUCAAACUGGUGUGAAGUCCAAAAAUAUGAUAACCGUGAAUCCMACGUAUACACUACCGACYCAUGUGACUUUCGUAACUGGACUUUAUCCCGAGAGCCAUGGGAUUGUUUCCAAUAAUUUUUACGAUCCUGGUCUGGAYGCGGAGUACUUUCUAAACACUGACUGCUCCUAUUUCAAUCCCAUAUUUUACCAGCAAUCAGAGCCCAUAUGGUCGACGAUGGAGAAGAGAGGAAUAAAAACUGGUGCGUAUUUUUGGCCAACAAGCACGAGCUUCUCUCAACGGCCAUCAUAUCAUGCCGAACAUGUUUGUAUUUUCAACUGCUCUUAUUACACAACAAGAUCACUCAGGAACUUGCGAAAAAGAAUUGGUACAAAUCAUUGUAAAUUUGAUGGCGUUACAAAUCCAUUUUGGUUGCGAAUAGAAAUUGCAAUUCGCUGGAUUAAGUCCAGUAGUCCACCACGUUUGGUAUUGCUCUAUUUUGACUAUGCAGAUGCCAAAGGGCAUGAUUAUGGACCUAAGUCAAYCCAGUACCUCAAAUCUAUAGAAUACGUCGAUCGAUAUGUACUUGGGUAUCUUAUUGACAGACUAAAAGAAUCUAAUUUGCUCGAUACUACCAAUUUAGUGGUUGUUUCCGAUCACAGUAUGGCUGAGGUCAGUUCUGAAAGAUUUAUUGAUUUGUCCAAGGCCAUUGACCCAUCCAACUACGUCAUCAACAAACCAGGAAUAUGGCCAAUUGGUGGAAAUUCUGUCGAAAAAGUCCUCAACGAUUUGAAACGCUUAAAUAACUCACAUAUYAACUUUUACAAAAAGGAAGACAUCCCGGAAAGUCUGCACUGGAAGCAYAAUAGGCGUAUYCCACCAAUAUACGCUCAACCUGAAAUUGGAUGGACUUACGAGAAAAUGCUCUGGACUAAGGGAUACUGGCUUGGUGGUUCUCAUGGCUGGGAGCCUUCACAAGAAAUGGGAGCUAUUUUCUACGCCAGAGGACCUUCAUUCAAAGAAGGAUUUUAUGAUAAUGGAACUCUUCGCGCCAUUGAUCUCUAUGAGCUGUUAUGCCAUCUUGUUGAGAUUGAGCCACGCCCUAACAAUGGUUCACUACAGAAUAUGUUACAUCUUUUGAAGGAAACUUCAGCAAUUCCGGUAAGGGAYUCGAGCGCAAAUGAAACAAAACAGGCCAUUGACAAAAAAUCCAACGAUACAGCAAAAMUUAUAAACAUUAAUAGUGGAAAAUUGAAACUAGGAAGUGAAAUCAGAGGUAAUGGAGCACAAAUCAAUGAAGGAAAGCGGCUUACCCACAUAAUGAUUAACCUUGCUGUAUCAUUUAUUACGUGUUAUUUCAAUAGGUACAAGUAAUSAAUCAAUGAUUUUAAUGACUUUAUUUGAAUAAUGCAAGUAAUAUAUACACUAUGCAUUAUGUUUUGUACCAAGUGUAUGUUUUAUCCUYUUGAUAACCAGAUAUAAUCGAUUUCAGAUAAAUUAAAGUAAUCAAUUAUCGUUCAUCCGCCGUAAUAAAUGAGAUAAAUCAGUUAAUUAUAUCCAUUUUGAAAUCACUAGCAAAUCUAGAAAUCUGAUUGGUUCAAAACAAAUAAAUUGCAUCUUUUUUCCAGCCAAUCACAAUGCAAAACUAGUAAAAGAUAACCAAUUAUAUUACAUGAUUCUGUGUAGUUAACCAAUCAGACCGCAGCAAAAAAGAACACACAAAAUGUACAUUUUUUUAGGGUUUUUUUUACAGCAAUUUUUUAAUGCAAAUAUAAGUCAUAGAGCAAAUUGGAUUAUUUCAGUUCUUACUUGAACAUAAACUGCUCGUUUGAAAUUUGUCAAGUCCGUAGUUUUUCUCGAAGUGAAGUGACAUGACCUGUCAGGCGUUUACGAAUUUUAAAUGAGAUGUAAAAGACUUUCCGGUUCCGGUUYUAACAAAGUCAGUUAUUUGUUUAAUAAGCACUGYAUUAAGUACAAAUUUGAUMUUUUUUAUUAGGAUUUCAAAAUGGAUAGAAUUAAGUGGUCAUUGAACUUCGUUUCGUGCAAUUUUGGUCUGAAAGYAAACUUCUGCUUCGCSGUCGUGCGAUUUUGUAAUCGCUCKUUAUAUUUCAGACAAAAAUUGCACUCCACUCAGUUCAAUUACCAUUAUKAAACAGAAAUAAAUAAAUAUAGUCAUUAUAUGCAGGAAAUAUAAAAUCAUUAAAUAUCAACAAUAAUGGAUACAGAGAUCGAUCUCUGAUUGGUUGGAUUGCUUGGAAAUAUCAGCUCAUAUUCCGAUAUCACGAAAACGCAUAUAAAAACCAUUGAAAAUUGAAAGCCAGAACUUUGAGAUUAGUUAUACAUUWGAUAUAUAGCUGAAUGUAAAUAGUUUACAUAAGAAUAAUAUAACUCUUGUAAUUGUCUACAUAUAGAGUUCCUAUCGUUGCCAAGUAAAUAUAGCCCUUGCAUUACCAGGUACUUAWACUUUUAAGUUUAUUUCAGUCUUCCUUCAGUCCUAUACUGCGAAUUGCUAAAUUAACUGCAAGACUUAUUAAAGUUACUUCAUGCCU